AUGUCUACAACUACAACUGCAGCAGCGACAGACCCCUCCGAGUUCGCACCCCUCACUGUUGACUCCCUUCCCAAAGUUCAAUCCUUCCCAGUCGAUGCCGAUAUCCAAGAGAUCAUCAAAGCGCUGAAAAUCACAGGAGGAUGUGUAAUCAAGAACGCAGUAGCAAAACCCAUACUCGCCCAGAUCGAAAAGGACAUACGGCCUCACCUCAACUCAGAGAUAACCUGGGACGAAGAUUUCUUCCCUAAAGAGACCAAGCGUAUUGAGGGAAUGAUAGCAAAGAGCCCGCUAGCUGCCGAAGAAAUCGUCAACCACUCCGUCUACCAAGCCGUGUGCAACGAGUUCUUGACAUCCAGAAACUGGUACUGGAGCGGCAGUAAGAAAGUCGAUACAGUGUCCGAGCCUCAGCUCAACAACUCGAUCUGUUUCUCCAUCGCGCCGGGUGCCUGGGCACAGCCGCUCCACCGCGAUAGCUGGUGCCAUCAUACAUACGAGACCGAGGUCACAGAGUAUCCCGAUCAUUACAACCGCGAUGUGGGCAUUGGAUGGUUCGUGGCUGCCAAACCGGCGACGAGAUUGAAUGGCGCAACGAGAUUCAUUCCCGGAAGCCAUUUAUGGUCAAAGGAUAGACCACCACAAGAAGAACUCACGGUGCAAGCUGAGUUACAACCCGGUGACGCAUUCAUGAUGCUAAGCUCCUGCUACCACGCUGGCUCGGCGAACAAGACGACUGAUGAAGAGAGGCUUCUUUUCAGCUGCUUCAUGACAAAAGGUUUUCUUCGUCAAGAGGAAAACCAAUAUCUUGCUCUUCCUCAUGAUAUUGUGAGAAAAAUGCCAGUCCAUAUUCAGCAACUGAUUGGGUACAAAUUGAGCCAGCCUUAUUGUGGAUGGGUGGAUAGUGAUGACCCUCGUGUGGUUCUGGAUCCUUCUUUGAAGAACGCUACGAUCCACUACCAGGACAAGAAUGAUAAAUAA
Molecule: messenger RNA, 975 nt
Organism: Lachnellula hyalina
Lineage: Eukaryota; Fungi; Ascomycota; Leotiomycetes; Helotiales; Lachnaceae
Gene: YJR154W
Exons: 3
Coding region: 1-975 (324 amino acids)
Source: RefSeq, a predicted model, not a curated record